GUUUACAAACUGAAAAAUGAUUACAAAUUGGUUAUUUAAUAAAAUUAAGUUAAAUCAUUAUAAAACAGUAAAACUAACAUGGUCAGCAUAUUCUACAAUAGGAUGUACGCAUUUGCAGGAGAAAAUACUUACAGAAGACAUGAAAAAGGUCAUUGAACAGCACUGGAAAGACAGGAUUAUUUAUAAACCAUUUGAUCCAUCAAAUCACAAGGAGAAGUGCUAUGUACUUUCAAUGUUUCCCUAUCCCAGCGGUGAAUUACAUAUGGGUCACGUUAGAGUUUAUUCAAUAUCUGAUACAAUAGCUCGAUUCUACAGAUUAUUAGGCAGGAAUGUCUUUCAACCAAUGGGAUGGGAUGCAUUUGGACUUCCAGCAGAAAAUGCAGCAAUUCAGAGGAAAAUUCCAGCAAAUAAAUGGACAUUAGAGAAUAUUGAGCGUAUGAGGAAGCAACUUAAUGAUCUUGGAUGUUCUUUUGACUGGAAUUCCGAAUUAGCAACGUGUGAUCCAGCUUAUUAUAAAUGGACACAAAAGAUUUUUCUAAUGCUUUUCAAUGAAGGCCUUGCUUAUCAAUGUGAAUCAAUGGUUAAUUGGGAUCCAGUUGAUCAGACAGUCUUAGCAGAUGAGCAAGUUGACGAGAAUGGACUUUCAUGGCGCUCAGGAGCUAAAGUUGAGAAGAAGCUACUUAAACAAUGGUUCAUAAAAACAACAAAAUUUGCAGAUCAACUUUAUGCUGGUUUAGAUGAUCCAAUUCUGGAAGAUUGGAAGGACAUAAUUAACUUACAGAAGCACUGGAUUGGUGAAUGUGAUGGAUGGAACUUUUCAUUUAAACUUAGCAAUGACAAAAAUAUUACAGUAUGGAGUAAAUCUCCAGAAGAAUUUCAGUAUGCGACAUUUAUAGCUAUAAGGAAGGAACAUUUAUUAAAUACUGACAAAAUUGACAGUGGCUUAUUAAGCUUAAGAGCAAAGAAUCCAUUCACAGGUCAUGAAUUGGCUAUUAUUGUUACCGAUGAAGUUGAAUUUCCACCUUUUAAUGAUGUCUAUGUAUCAAGUAAUAAUGAAGGAGAUGCCAAAAUAGCUGAAAAGUUCGGCUUAGAGAAGAGUCAAUCUAGCAUGAAUUUGAGUAGAGAUGAAGUUUUAAGCAAAGCUGCUGAAUUAAAUAUGGGUGGUGACUUUAAAAUCAGUUCAAAAUUAAAAGACUGGCUGAUAUCAAGGCAGAGAUUUUGGGGAACUCCAAUUCCAAUAAUUCAUUGUCCGUCUUGUGGUGCUGUUCCUGUAAAAGAUGAAGACUUACCAAUAAAACUACCUGAAAAUGAUGAAGUUGGCAAGCCAUUAAGUCAGAAUCAUGAAUGGCUGAAAUGUAGCUGUCCAAAAUGUGGAAAUACAGAUGCUAAAAGAGAAUCAGACACAAUGGAUACAUUUGUAGACUCAUCAUGGUACUUUCUAAGAUACUUAGAUCCGCAGAAUCAAUUAGAUCUCGUUGAUAAGAAACUUGGGAAUGAGAUGAUGCCUGUAGAUAUUUAUAUAGGCGGAAAGGAGCAUGCUGUUCUUCAUUUAUAUUAUGCUCGUUUUAUGAAUCAUUUUCUUCAUCAAAAAGGAUAUGUUAAGGAUGCAGAACCUUUCAAGAAACUUUUGGUACAAGGUAUGGUUAAAGGCAAGACAUAUCGCGUAAAAGAAAAUGGUCUUUAUUUAAAGUCAAAUGAAGUAGAAAUUAUUAAUGAAAAGAAAGGUAAGGCGGUCGAGAAAGAAACAAAAAGAAAAGUGGAGGUGCUAUGGGAGAAAAUGUCAAAGUCAAAAUUCAAUGGAGUCGAUCCAAUUGAUGUUAUUCAAUCUCAUGGUUGCGAUACGACCAGAUUAAUAAUGCUCGGUGAUGUUGCACCAACAAGUCAUCGAAAUUGGUCGGAAGCAACUUUUCCAGGAAUAAUUAAAUGGCAAAAGAGAUUAUGGAUGACAUUGCAUGACUUCCACAUCCAUAGACAGAAAAUUAAUGAAAUUAGCAUUUCCAAAGAAUUUGAUGAGCACGAAGAAAAGCUAUUGGAUUCUGCAAACUAUUUUACAAGUACUGCAACUUUCAAUUUCAAAAUUUCCCAUCAACUGAGCAUUGCUAUAUCAAGACUUCAAGGAUUAACAAAUGCAAUUCGUCGUGCACCGCCAGAUGUUGUAUGUUUCGGAAAGCAAUAUGAACGUGCACUGUCUGCACAAAUUAUCAUGCUAGCUCCAUUUGCACCGCACUUUUCUUCUGAAUUAUGGUCGAGAUUUAUUUCAGCGCCAAAUCGUGUUACAGAAAAAUCGGAUUAUAUUAAUUGGAAUGCUGACAUUUUCGAUCAACAAUGGCCGAAAGUUGAUUCUCAUCAUAAAAUUGAGUUCAAUGUAAAAGUCAAUAAUCUCUUCAUUCAUAAAUUUAAAGUUACAUGUGCUGCAUUGAAUAGAAUGAGCCAGGAUGAAGCAUUACAUCUAGGACUAAACCAUGAGAGCACUGCUAAAUACAUUAAAGAUAAGAAAAUUAUGGCAAGUCAAUGGAAAAUCUAUGAGGAUUAUGAAGGCAUUUUAAAUUUAAUUACAGACCAGGUUUCUGUUGAAAGUACGGAGAAUGAGCAUGAGAAUGUAAAGAAAAUUGUAGAACAAUAAAGUAAAGAAGUAGAUGGAAGAUAAGGAUUUACUAAAUUAAUAAUAAAAGAAUU
Molecule: messenger RNA, 2676 nt
Organism: Chironomus riparius
Lineage: Eukaryota; Metazoa; Arthropoda; Insecta; Diptera; Chironomidae
Source: the annotation of a GenBank genome assembly